Platichthys flesus (European flounder) is the source of this 3418-nucleotide messenger RNA. It is a transcript of the gene sh3d19, whose product is annotated as SH3 domain containing 19. The transcript is spliced from 21 exons. Gene Ontology annotation, cellular component: ESCRT-0 complex. Gene Ontology annotation, biological process: protein transport to vacuole involved in ubiquitin-dependent protein catabolic process via the multivesicular body sorting pathway. Bases 97 to 3195 code for a protein of 1032 amino acids. The record is from RefSeq and is a predicted model, not a curated record. Lineage: Eukaryota; Metazoa; Chordata; Actinopteri; Pleuronectiformes; Pleuronectidae. Gene Ontology annotation, molecular function: protein binding.
GUAUCGACCGUGUGGACGAAUGGAAGAGAGACCGACUGCUGCCAAACUCCUGAAACUCUUACUCUCGGUUUAAUCCCAACGCUGUGAUAGAUCGCGAUGGAUGAAGCUUUGCGUGAAGAUGAGAACGAGGCGCAGCGCAGAGAUGUGCGGGACAGAGGACAGACAUCAGAUCGUCCUGAAAGAACCAAACCAGAGCAUUUACACUGCAGUCAAGGUCCUCUGUCUUCUAUACGAGCUGCAAUCAAACGAACAAGAACAACCUCUCAGAGCGACCAGGCCAGAGACAGAAGGCGACCAGAGAUCACCAUCGUCUCAGCCGAACCUCUGAUCAGUAACAACUGGUUCCCAGCAGGAUCCUCCCCGGUUUUCCCUGCUCCCGCUCAUCAGUCAGGCUGGUCGGCAGACGUCCAGACCGUCUCCCAGCCUCCACCCUCCUAUGACCAGGUGAUCCAGGAGAAGACCCAGGAGGAUCACGUGGUCAGGCCCACUGCAGCCCCCCGCUGGACCAUUACAAGCGCCACACAGACCGACCCUGAGAGGGAAGACACCGCCGCCCCCGUCCCACAAACCAGUGCGGCUCCACAGUCGGCUGAGAAAAGAUCUGCCGGUGAAAAACCAAAGAAGCCCCCGAGGCCGUCGCGGCUGAAGCUAGCGGACAGAGGGCUGCUCUCUGAAGCUGUGGGAACAAAGACCACAUCCACCAACACCGAGGAUCAAAGUGAAUCUAAAUCUGAAGUACAACAACCCAACCGAGCAGAUCCCCCUCACACCAGAUCUGUGACUGUACACUGGGACUUUCCAGCUGAAACUACUUCCUCCUCUUCCAACUCUGAACCUCGCCAAUGCCCAGUUCCGCUUCCUCGUAGAAAAACCCGAAAGCCGGUGAAUUCAGAGGAGGUCGAGGUUCAGUCUUUGGUCAAACUCGGUGAAGACAGUGACGCCGUUCCCUCUGAUCCCGAGGACUUAUCUUCAAAUAAAUAUUUACAGGAGCUAUUAGAGGCCUUUGGUGAGGAGAACCAAUCAGACGAGGCCUCUGCGGGUGAAGAUGCUGUUGGCGAGAUGAACGCCAGCAUGAGUCAACGUAACAUCCGCGCCAGGAUCCAGGCCUUCGAGAGCCAGACGGAGGAGGGAAAUGCGGCUGAACCAGUCAAACCAGAGCCUCGACCCAGGAAGGCCGUCGGCAAACCUGCAGUUGCUGCCAAACCCUCUGCGGCGUUCAAACCUCAGUUCAGUGCAGAUGACGUCUACCAGAACGUCUUGUCCGUACAAUCAGCCCAGAUCCAGGCACCGGACCCGAGACCUCAGCCCCCUAAGAAACCAGUGGGGAUGUCGAUAAAAGAGGAGCUGGAGACUUUACACAGGAAGGGGUCCGUCCCAGGCAGGUCCCGUCCUCCGUUACUGACCAGAGCCGACAGCAUCUACGAAGGGGAGAUUUCACCGAUUCCUCCUGCACCUCCAGUGAAGCCCUUCAAAGAGCCUCUCAAACCAAACCUGAACUUCAACAACCACAACUCGACCUCCAUGUCCACUGAGAACCAGUAUGUGAACACGCCGUCAAAUCACGUCCCAGCGGAGCCUCAGCGCAGUGUGGACAGUAACGGAGUCUCUUUCCCCAGACAGAGUAUCACGAGGAGACCAACCACCAUCAGGGUCCCGAGCAAAACGGCCUCAUUCUCAGAUACUUUUCAGGACAGUGCUCCUCCUCUGCCUGUUCAGAAGCCUGUGGGCUCCAUGAGCUCCUCAGUCAUCCACAGGCAGUUCUCCACACCCGUCCUCCCUUCACAGGACUUUUCCCAAUUCGGACCAGAGCCAUCGCUACCGCCUCGGAGGGCCAGCACCAUCAAAAAACUCCCACCACGCCCACCUCCAGCCAAAACAGGCCCGGGAAGACCUCCCCCACCCAGCCUCCAGGCCGCGGGUCGAUCCCAGUCAGUACCAUGGGACGUUUCUCCCAAACCACAGGCUAAGAAGCCCCGCGGGAAAACACCUGUCUUACCUCCGAGGCCCAAGCCGGGCCACCGUCUCUACAACAAAUACACACUUGAGCUUCCCCAUGGAAUUGCAGCCUGUGACUACAACGGCAGCAACACAGGGGAGCUGUCACUUCAGAAAAAUGAAGUUCUUCUUCUGCUGGAGGAGAUUGACCGUAAUACUUUCGAGUGCCAGGUCGGAGACAUUCGAGGACGAGUCCCCAGGUCUCGUAUGACGGUUAUAACUCCUCUUAGCGCAGACGUGUCCCCACCACAGGGCUCCGCAACAAGCGCUGCAGGUGGAGACGGUUAUGGGCUAAAGGUGCAGGUCAUCCAUGACUUCACCCCAGAGGGUCCAGGAGAGCUGGCCCUGAGAGAAGGAGAUGUUGUGACCAUGGUGGAGCCGGUGGACAGCGAGUGGUACAGAGGAACCUGUCGGGGAUCCUCUGGUUUCUUUCCUGUCAACUAUGUCAAAGUCUUGUCAAAUUCACCUAAAACCCUCCCUGAAAGGAAACCGAGGCCUCCACCUGCUACAGCCAGUGGUCCACGCUGCGUGGCGAGGUUCGACUUCGAGGGGGAGCACAGUGACGAGCUGUCUUUCUCGGAGGGGGAUGUGAUCCAGCUGAAGGAGUACUUCGGAGACGACUGGGCUCGGGGACAGAACGGCGUGAACACUGGGAUCUUCCCUCUUAACUUCGUGGAGGUGGUUGAAGAUCUGCCUCCACCUCCCAGUCGGCAGCAGACAGGGCCCAGGAGUGUACCCCUGCCAGGCAUGGUGGCCUCUCCAGGUGCAAAUAUUGAGAUGGCCAAACCUGCUCAGGCCUCUCAGUCCAGCGUGGACUGGGUGGUGGCUCUGUACGACUACGGGGGGAGUUCAGAGGAGGAGCUGUCCUUUCAGCAGGGCGACUGCAUCCUGCUCACCCAGCACAUUAAUGCUGAGUGGAGCUGUGGCCGGCUCAGCGGCAGAGAGGGCAUGUUCCCCAGGGCUUUUGUUGAGAGCAGCACAGCAGGUUCCCAGUCAUCUAACAGUCAACAGAAUGAAGCUGCUGCUGGGGGAAGAGGCAGAGCUCUGUUUAACUUCACAUCGGAAUGUGAUGAGGAGCUCUCUCUGCAGAUGGGGGAUGUUAUAACCAACCUGGAGACAAUCGAUGAAGAGUGGUUCCUUGGGGAUUUGAGGGGGAAACGAGCGAUGGUCCCUAAAAACUAUGUAAAAGUACUGGGAUAGUACAAAAAAGAACUACGACAGACGACACAAAAAAUGACCACAAGUGGAUUUAAACCUGAGGACAAACCGGAGCUUUCAGCAGUGGAGGACUUAAGUGAACUGUGGCUUUUAUUACCAAUUAGUGCAACUUCUUGUAUCAUCUGUAGCACUAACUUAAAAAUGAAGCGUUUACUGAAUUGAUCAUGUAAUAAAUAUGUAAGAUUAAAUCUGGGUGUAAAUACCU